GCUAAUCAUAUUCUGUAUAGCAUUAUGAUUAUUACCCCGAGAUAAAGAGAAAAGGCUCCACGUGUGACGUAGCCUACCGGUACAACCUCUCCGAACUGAGAUGUUAGUAUUUUAUCGUACAAGUAACUCAGUGGAUCGCGGAAUUUCAAACAUCCGCGAUUCGCCAUUAAGUGCGGUGUAGCAGGCGUACGACAUCGACAUGUUGGCCAACAGCCAUUCAGUUAUUACGCUAGUUUGUUUCACAUUUUAGGUUUGUAAUUGUGUGAUUCACUUUUUGUGAUCUUUUUUUGCCGCGUCAAACACAAAAUGCGAAAGACUUGAACGCCGCGACGUUUAAAAAAAUUAGUGCGCCCAAAAACUGCGAGUCCCAUAUCGCCAAGGAGCCAUCAUGUUCCGCAGUUAAGAUUUAGACGGACGAUAUGAGUGACACGAAUGACUCGCUGCAAGAGAGCGCACUCGAAGAGGUUAAGAGUGAACAGGUGCCCGAAGUUUGCGAGGACGAGCAAUGGGAGAAGCUUUUGGGAAAUGGGAAGGCGCCAAGCGUCGUACGGUCGCAGCAGUUACCCGUGCCUAGGGUCGAUGCACGGAGAAGAUCCAGUGCGAGUAUUUUGGGGUCGCUGCAUAAGAGUUUGAGGAUUUCUAUAGGAGCAAAGGCGGACGCGAAUGGGCACGUUUUCAGUAGAUAUCGUCAAUCGAGAUUUAAUGCGAGACGAAUUCGUAAACGCGUCGUUUUCAAGCAUGGCGAUUGUAAUGUUGUCCAGGGAAACGUCGCGAAACGGCGACGGAGGUAUCUGCAGGAUAUCUUCACGACGCUUGUGGACGCGCAGUGGAGAUGGACGUUGUUGGUGUUUUCCAUGAACUUCGUACUGUCCUGGUUGGGAUUUGCGAUAGUGUGGUGGCUGAUUGGCUACUCGCACGGCGAUCUUCUCGCCCAAAACAUAAAUAACCAGACGUGGAUCCCUUGCGUGACCAAUAUCAACGGGUUCACGUCGUCGUUCCUCUUCAGCGUGGAAACGCAGCACACGAUUGGUUUCGGAGGAAGAACGACGACCGAGGAGUGUCCCGAAGCGAUAUUCGUAAUGUGCCUUCAGAGUAUUACCGGAGUUAUGAUACAAGCAUUUAUGGUCGGUGUCGUUUUCGCCAAACUUUCAAGACCAAAGAAACGUACGCAGACUUUAUUGUUUUCACGUAACGCCGUUAUUUCGCACAGGGACGGCGUGCCGUGUUUAAUGUUUAGGGUAGGCGAUAUGCGGAAGAGUCACAUCAUCGAGGCGCACGUUAGGUCGCAGUUAAUUAAGCACAAAGUUACCAAAGAAGGCGAAAAUUUGCCGUUUUAUCAGUCUGAAUUAAAGAUUGGCUGUGAUGGAGAAGAAGAUAAAAUAUUCUUCAUUUGGCCAACGACGAUCGUUCAUAAAAUCGAUGAAACAUCUCCAUUGUAUAAUAUGUCUGCGACUGAUUUGCUUCGGGAACGCUUCGAAAUAGUAGUAAUAUUAGAGGGCGUCAUCGAAUCGACAGGCAUGACAACCCAGGCCCGCUCCAGUUACCUGCCAUCCGAAAUACUAUGGGGCCAUCGUUUUCAGCCGUUAGUAUCUUUUAAAAAAGAAACCGGAGAAUACGAGGUCGAUUACGCCCUAUUCAAUAACACAGUCGAAGUGGAUACGCCGCUCUGCAGUGCCAAACAGCUCGAUCAGCAUCGCACAAUGUUCAACCACGACCUAGAUCAUUUAACAACGCAAUUUCCAACAGCACGCUCAUGCUCGAGCAGCUUGUGUAGCUUCGACUCGUACUUUAUGGAAGACCAGACCGGGCCGAUCAUAAGCCCGAUACCGGUCACGAUAACGGCUCCGGAUGGAUCGUCGCUACUCGAAACGGAUAAGAAAAGGAGCGCGUCGCUGCCGGGCGUCGUCGGAGUUUGAGUACUUAAAAUUUGUGAUACUUCAGUCAGUUACCAUCUGCAAUGUGUCCAAAUCAGAAUAUCAUCCACUUAGCAUAGGAUUAGUUACUAUUUAGCUAUUAAGCGUCAUCGAAUUUUCCAUUACAGUACAGGGGCCACCUAUGCUCCUGAAACAGGGCGCAUUUUACGUACGAUUAGUAGUCUAGGAUAAUCUUCUUUUACAGACUGAAUUUUAAUUUAUUAUUUUUCAAGUGUGCUUUACUUUUUUAUCUUCGCUAUAUCAUUGCAUAGUGACUUAAGUACGUGCCUUACGUGAAAAUGGUCAAUAUUUAUUUUUUAAUGAGCUAAGUUACGAAUUUUUGUCUAGUAUCGGAAUGCAUUGUAUUUGCAGUUUUUUUUAUUAUAUACUGUUUUACCUAUA
Photinus pyralis (common eastern firefly) is the source of this 2315-nucleotide messenger RNA. RefSeq names its product G protein-activated inward rectifier potassium channel 3-like. Lineage: Eukaryota; Metazoa; Arthropoda; Insecta; Coleoptera; Lampyridae. The transcript is spliced from 7 exons. The record is from RefSeq and is a predicted model, not a curated record. Gene Ontology annotation, cellular component: plasma membrane. Gene Ontology annotation, molecular function: inward rectifier potassium channel activity. Gene Ontology annotation, biological process: regulation of monoatomic ion transmembrane transport; potassium ion import across plasma membrane. The coding region runs from base 420 to 1916 and encodes 498 amino acids.